Messenger RNA from Pygocentrus nattereri (red-bellied piranha), 1831 nucleotides. It is a transcript of the gene rassf7b, whose product is annotated as Ras association domain family member 7b. The coding region runs from base 269 to 1546 and encodes 425 amino acids. The record is from RefSeq and is a predicted model, not a curated record. NCBI's taxonomy places the organism in Eukaryota, Metazoa, Chordata, Actinopteri, Characiformes, Serrasalmidae. Gene Ontology annotation, biological process: signal transduction. The transcript is spliced from 6 exons.
GAGGCAAGAGAGGGACAGAGAGAGAGAGACUUUCAUGUAGGAGUGCAGCAUUGCUCUCCACUUCUCUAAAAACACCUGUUGGACGCCAUCAAACCACUUCCACUUCUAUUUUAAUUCAAUUUGGAUCAUUACAGAAAGUGGACGGUACUUUUUUCUCGUUGGUUUGGCUCAGUAUGGUGAGCGGAAAGCUUGACACCGAGGCGACAGGCUUCAGCUCAAAGGACACUGCCAUGUGAACAGGGCUGCUGGGUGAAGCUCAAACACCGAGAUGGAGCUAAAGGUAUGGGUGGAUGGGGUACAGCGUGUUGUCUGUGGCCUCUCUGAAGAGACAUCCUGUCAGGAUGUGGUCAUUGCCUUGGCUCAGGCUAUAGGCCAAACAGGUCGCUAUGUCCUCGUCCAAAAGCUGAGGGACACAGAGCGUCAGCUUGUUGCCAAUGAGCGCCCUCUGGAAUCCCUGGCCAAACUGGGCCAGUUGAGCAGCGAGGUACAGUUCAUUCUUCGGCGCACUGGCCCCACCACCAGUGAAGGCUCUGACCUGGACCAAGCUCCUGCCUUGCCCAAGUUUCAGGAGCCAGAGCCUCCUAAGAGGAAUGAGCCCAAAAAGUCUCUCACUUUCAACCUGGGACCUACAACUUCAGCACAAACGCGUAGUAAGCAGUUCAAAAAGGUGCCUAGAGACUCUCCAGAGCUAAGGGCACCCUCAGGUCCUUCGUCGUCCCAUGCCCAAUCUGGUCCAUCCAAAGAGGAGAUUUUCCGGCAGGUUCUUCAGCAGCAAGGGAAGCUGCAGACACUCCAGGCUCAACUGGAGACACUUGAACAGCAAGUGUGGACUUUGGAGCAACCUCCACCUCCAAUCCUGUCCCCUGGACUUCUAGAGGAGAUGGACCAUCUGGGGGAGGCUUUUAGAUGCAAUGAGGCCGAACUGGCCCACGGGGAGUACUGGGAGUCGGAGUAUCUCUCCGAGGUUCAGAGUGAACAGAGUAUGCUGAAGCAGCUGAGGAAUAUCCAUGCAGCCCUGGACGAGCACAACCAGAGGAUACAUGAAACAGAGAACCAGUCUGGGAGAUUACAACGAGACAUCCAGCUUCAAGCAGAAAACAGGAAGAAUGGUAUGCGUCAUGCGCGAGCCAGCAUAGAGGAAUCUAUGGGGCAGGUGAGGGGACAGCUGGACACGGCACACCGGCAUGGUUCUGAUUUGGGUUCAUCCAUUGAGGAGACAGAAAAGGCUCUCAAGAUGGCAGAAGAGCUGCUGCAGGCUAAGAGCAAAGAGCUGGACGAGCUGAAUAAGGAACUACGCCAGUGUAACCUGCAGCAGUUCAUCCAGCAGACAGGACCUCCAGUCCAAAACAGUGUCCAGACAGAUGAUGAUAUAGCUCACCUCAUGCCUGACGGACAGAGCGAUGAAGACUCAAAUUUCUCAGUGUUGGAAUUUAACCCCCGCACCACUGCCAAGCAGAUCCUGGGGAACCCUCGCAGUCUACAAAACCCACUGGUCUCCAGUCUCCAUCCUGAGGUCUUGUCAUCCAGAGAGGUGUCAUGGCGAUAAAGCUGGGAUUGCAAGCCUGAGGAUCUGUUCACUGUUCACUUUAUAUGAAAUCUACAUAAUUUUGUCCUAAUUAAGAAUGUAUUUUCAUUUUUUUUUACUAUUCUACAAAAUCAGAUUGUGAAAAUGUUGUGUAAGCUUAAACACGUCUAUGUAAAUACUGUGCUCUCUUUGUAAUUAUUAAAUAGAUUAAGACAACUGUUGAAUGUAUUUUGUAAAACCUUGUAGUUUCUUCCAUGAUUUCUAAAUACAUGUAUGUGCAUCAUUAAACAGUUGCUAUACAACGUC